This is a messenger RNA of Adelges cooleyi (spruce gall adelgid), 778 nucleotides long. It is a transcript of the gene endos, whose product is annotated as cAMP-regulated phosphoprotein 19. NCBI's taxonomy places the organism in Eukaryota, Metazoa, Arthropoda, Insecta, Hemiptera, Adelgidae. Gene Ontology annotation, cellular component: cytoplasm. The transcript has 4 exons. Gene Ontology annotation, molecular function: protein phosphatase inhibitor activity. The record is from RefSeq and is a predicted model, not a curated record. The coding region runs from base 239 to 616 and encodes 125 amino acids.
AUAAGCAGCGGAGAGAAGUGCUGAUGUCCGUACCGUACCUUUUGUGUCUGUAGUCUGUACGUAAUCCACACAUUCGACGGCGUUGUCGAAAUCGAAUAAUAAUAAAAUUGGUAUUAUUGUUUAUUUUUAAAAAUCAAUUUUUUCCCGCUACACAAAACGAUUCACGACCGAAAAACGUGUUCGACGGUUUAGCCAAAUUGAUUUGUAAAAAAAAGGUUCUUCCGAAGUAAUAUCAAUUAUGGCUGAUCAAACACAAACGGAAAACAAAAAUCCAGAAUUUUGCAAGCCCAAGGACCCGAAAGAUGUUGAAAAGGCUCAAGAAGAAAGUAUGAAGAAACAGUAUCAGAUGAAAUCAAACUGGCCUCCAGUCAGUGGUCAUUCUGCGUUACUUCAAAAGCGUCUUGCAAAAGGGCAAAAAUUUUUCGAUUCGGGAGAUUAUCAAAUGGCAAGGCAAGUUGGUUCAGGUGGUAGUAAGAUAGCUAAUCGUCCGGUUCAACAAGUAUUAGGUUUCGGUACCGGAGACACUAUACCAACACCAGAGACUGUGCCAGCACGAAAGACUUCCAUUAUUCAGCCAAAAUUCAAUGCAAGUUCUACUCCAUCGUCUACAACGUGAUUUUGCUUUUUAUUUUAUUUAUUUUUAACACAGUUAAUUAGUUCAAUCAAAUGUUAUUAUUUUUAAUUUUGUUUAUGCCAUUACGGUUCAUGAAUUAACAAGAUGUGGCCAUUCGUUUAAGCUAUUUUGGUAUACUAAUUAUAAUAUUAUGUGUGAUGUAAA